UCGUUUCCUUCCGUACAAAAUCUGGCCCCUUGGGGAUGAUGACCCCGUGGGAGAUAUAGAUAAAUAUAUAUAACUGUAUAUAAACGCGUUGUCUUUGCAAGAGUAAUAAAUGAAAGUAAGAAAGUAAAGGUAGCGAUCAUUAAGCAGUUAACGAGAAGGGGUCAAACAGUCCCUAGCGUACACCCGGCCCUGCCCAUACCAGUGUCCAGACUCCAGUAUCCACACCACCAUCACAACAACAACAAUAAGGCAAACAUUCAGCUGUAUGUGACUUACCUGUGUGGUUUGAUUAUAUGAACAUAUUUCAUAGGGCAAAAUGGGCCGCAGUUCUAAAGACAAGCGAGAUGUCUACUAUCGGUUGGCAAAGGAAGAAGGCUGGAGGGCGAGAAGUGCGUUCAAGUUGAUACAGAUUAAUGAAGAGUUCAAUAUUUUUGAAGGUGUGACUAGAGUGGUAGACUUGUGUGCUGCACCUGGAAGCUGGAGCCAAGUAUUAUCACGCACUCUAAGAGGUGCAGCAGCAGAUCCAUCUUCGGUAAAAAUUGUGGCUGUAGAUCUUCAAGCAAUGGCACCACUUCCAGGGGUUGUUCAGCUUCAGGGUGACAUAACAAAAACUAGUACAGCUGAGGCCAUCAUUGGUCAUUUUCAAGGUGACACUGCACAGCUAGUGGUGUGUGAUGGUGCACCAGAUGUGACGGGCCUUCAUGACCUUGAUGAAUAUGUGCAAGCUCAGUUGUUGCUGGCAGCCUUGAACAUAACCACCCAUGUCUUGACAAAAGGAGGAAUCUUUGUAGCCAAAAUUUUCCGGGGAAAAGAUGUCACAUUGCUUUAUUCUCAGCUUAAGAUUUUUUUCCGUCAUGUUACUGUGACAAAGCCUCGGUCUUCACGAAAUUCGAGUAUUGAGGCAUUUGUUGUUUGUGAAGAUUACUCUCCCCCUUCUGGUUACACCCCCACUAUGGUAAACCCACUGCUUGACUUAAGUUAUGAAGGUUCGUGGCAAGAGCUCGAGGGGGUCAACCGUGUAAUUGUACCAUUUCUGGCAUGUGGAGACUUGUUCGCAUAUGACUCAGACAUGACGUACCCUCUGCAGAUGAGUGAUGGACAGUCAUAUGAGUAUCGACCACCAACACAACCACCAAUCAACCCAGCAUACACCACUGCAGUUUCCAUGAAGCAUCAACACCAGCAGUCUUUAAACAAAUCUGCCACCUUAACCUCAAAAAGUGAAAGUAACUUGAGAAGAGGAAUGGAAGAUGACCAAAGCAAAAGUGAAAAUUUAGAUCCAGCAAGUAUAUCAGACAAUCAAUUUGAGACCAUAGAUACUUAUGCCAUACUGGAAGACUUGCAUAUUAGUGAUGCUCAGAGUUCACAUUCUUAAAGUUAAUGACUAAGUUUUAGAAUUUAAAGAGUAUCUUGAGAGGAAAAUUUUUAUUUUUUCUAAAUGAUGCCCUAUACUGUACUUUCAAGUGAGUUAUUUCCAGGCAAAAAAAAAUAGUUAAUGAAGUAUUUUGGGCCUCUGGUAUGUCAUUUUCAAAGAUAAUUUUACAUCUGGGUGAUAGUUAUAGAAAUAAAAGUAAUCCAAGGCAGCUAACAACUGCAUGUGGCAUAAUCGGUUUAGCUGAGGUUCUCUCAGAUUCACCAGAUUUAGUCAGAUUUCAUAGGUGGCAGAAGAGUUAUUAUGGCAUUGUUGAGUGCUGAUUGAUACAACCAGUGGCUCAGUGAGGCCUGCUUUCAGAGAACUGCUGCUGUACUAAGAUUCCCUUAUCUAAAGCAAACUGGACGGGAGGAGGGGGUAUAGUAUGUCUAGCGAAUUAACAUAUCAACCAUGGAAUGAUCGAAGGAGGCUUAAUCCAAUUAAAAUAAUUGUCUUUAUAAAGUGUCCCUGUACACUAUUACAAGAACCAGAAAAUAUAAGUUUGUGUACUACAAAAUCCACCUAGUAGCUAAUGAUCAGUUUUUAAAGAGGGAGCAGAUAUAUGAUUAAUAUGGAAAAUAUUUUUAGGCAAAUAGUACAGGGUACAUUUAAAAUGUAAUAAUAUUUGUUUAUCAGGAAUUUGUCAUAUAAAGUUGAUGAAUUAUUUUUUCCUGUCUCUAAAUUGAAACAGAGUAAUGCUGCUUAAGAUAAAACCGAGGCAGUUCAGGGAUAUUUUAAAAGAUUUAAUGUUAAUUUUGUAGUGAAAAAAAUUAGUUUUCCUUUUUAUGAAAAGUAAUAGUAUUGACUGAAAAAGGGGAGUCUGGAGGUGACUUUUAAAUACAGUAUGUUUAAUUUAAGGGGAGUUGUAAAUGGGGUGAAAAUCAUCGAGAAAAUAAAAACUUUAGAUUAGGCUUCACUUACAAGGAGUAGGAUGCUGCUGUAUUUUGGCAAAGUUACAUUGCUAUAUUGUUCAUAUUUGAUAUAAACAUAAUUGCCCUCUCUCUAUUUUGCCGAUGUGACGUCACCAAUCUCAAAAGAAAAGUCACCAAUCUCCCAGUAACAAAAAUAACUGAUCAAGUAAUAAAAUUACUGUAAUACAAAUACACAACCACUGCUAAAAUAUAACUCGUGUACAAAUAAUAAAACUACUGUACAUAAUUUUUAGGCUAUGGAAGGUGACGGGACAUAGCUUAA
Homarus americanus (American lobster) is the source of this 2605-nucleotide messenger RNA. Its product is annotated as putative tRNA (cytidine(32)/guanosine(34)-2'-O)-methyltransferase. The transcript is spliced from 6 exons. Gene Ontology annotation, cellular component: cytoplasm. Gene Ontology annotation, biological process: tRNA methylation; cytoplasmic translation. The coding region runs from base 317 to 1375 and encodes 352 amino acids. Gene Ontology annotation, molecular function: tRNA methyltransferase activity. NCBI's taxonomy places the organism in Eukaryota, Metazoa, Arthropoda, Malacostraca, Decapoda, Nephropidae. The record is from RefSeq and is a predicted model, not a curated record.